CGCUUGGGCUUUCGGUGGCCCCGCGGCAAGAAAAUGGAGCCCUUCCCCAGCCACGAUCGAAUUCAGUUACCUAGGAAUAUGAUUGAAAACAGCAUGUUUGAAGAAGAACCUGAUGUGGUUGACUUAGCUAAAGAACCUUGCUUGCAUCCACUGGAGCCUGAUGAAGUGGAGUAUGAACCGAGGAGCUCUCGGCUUCUAGUACGUGGUCUUGCAGAGCAUGAAAUAGACGAAGAUGAAGAGGAUUAUGAAUCAUCAGCCAAACUUCUUGGAAUGUCAUUUAUGAAUAGAAGCACAGGCCUGCGCAACAGCUCCACGGGCUACAGGCAGAGUUCAGGUGGAUCAUGCUCUGCCCCAUCUGUACGGACCACAGUGAUCUGUGCUGUUGUUCUGGUGAUUGCUGUUUCUGUAAUAAUGGCAAUCUAUCUUCUUCCUAAAUGUACCUUUACCAAAGAAGGGUGUCAAAAGAAAAAGCAGACAGCAGAACUAGUGUAUCCUCUUGCAACGAAUGGACAGCCCUUUCCAUGGGCAAAAGUUAGGCUUCCAAAUGCUGUUUUGCCAGUACAUUAUGACAUUGUGUUGCAGCCAAACCUAACCAAUCUCACAUUUUCAGGUUCUGUUCAGAUAACUGUGAAUGUCCUAGAAGUUACGCGGCAUAUCGUACUGCAUAGCUCAAGACUAAAUAUUACCAAGGCAACUCUUACUCCAUUGGGUUCAAGCCAGCCAAAACCAGUUGAGUUUUUGGAAUAUCCGAUGAAUGACCAGAUUGCAAUUUUGGCCCCAGAGGCUCUCCUUGUUGGACGCAACUAUACUUUAAGCAUGGAAUUUUACUCUAAUUUAUCUGACACUUAUUAUGGUUUUUAUAAAAUUGCCUACAACAGUUCAACAGAAAGGUGGCUUGCAGCAACCCAGUUUGAGCCCGUGGCAGCAAGAUCAGCUUUUCCUUGCUUUGAUGAACCAGCAUUCAAAGCCACUUUUCAAGUCAAGGUCAGGAGGGAACAACAAUAUUCUGCUCUGUCCAAUAUGCCAAAGAUAAAAACCACUCCUGUGACAGAUGGAAUAGUUCAAGAUGAGUUUUCUGAGAGCCUGAAAAUGAGCACUUACCUAGUGGCAGCCAUUGUUGGAGACUUGGCAAAUAUCAGUAAGGAAACAAACGGGACUCUGGUGUCUGUCUAUGCCGUUCCACACAAGUUAGACCAGGCUGAACAUGCCUUGGACACAGCAGUGAAGCUUCUUGAGUUUUAUCAGAAGUAUUUUGAUAUGCAAUACCAUCUCCCAAAAUUAGAUUUGGUAGCUAUUCCUGAUUUUCAGGCGGGGGCUAUGGAAAACUGGGGCUUGAUCACUUUCCGAGAAACAAUGCUCCUUCAUGAUAAUAAAACAUCUUCAGCAACGGAUAGGAACAAAAUAACAGCAGUGAUUGCUCAUGAGUUAGCACACCAGUGGUUUGGCAAUCUUGUAACUAUGGAAUGGUGGAAUGACUUGUGGCUGAACGAAGGAUUUGCCACUUUUAUGGAAUACUUUGCCAUACAGGAAAAAUUCCCAGAAUUAUAUAAUGAUGAUUUUCUAAAUCUGCGAUUUAAGACCUUGGUGAAGGAUUCCAUGAAUGCAUCUCACCCCAUCUCUCUUGCUGUCCAGUCUCAGGAAGAGAUUGAAGAAAUGUUUGAUGCAGUCUCCUAUGGCAAGGGAGCUUCUCUUUUAUUGAUGCUGAAGAACUAUCUUGGUAAGGAUGUCUUCCAAGCUGGCAUUCAGAUUUAUUUGCAUGACUACAGCUAUAAGUCCACCCGUAGUGAUGACUUAUGGGAUAGCAUGACCAAGGUCACAAAUGGAACAGUGGAUGUUAAAAAGGUUAUGAAGACAUGGACUCACCAGAAGGGAUUUCCCUUAGUGACAGUUACAACAAAAGGAAAACAGAUUUUUCUGAAGCAGCAGAGAUUUAUGCAGAAUGUGGAACUAGAAAAUCAGACCAUACAUUCGAGUUAUCUGUGGGAUAUACCUCUUUCCUACACCACCAGCAAAGGCACUUUUUUCUUCCCUUCCACCACACAUUUACUGGCCAACAAGUCAGAUAUUAUUACACUUAAUGAUACAGUGGGCUGGGUCAAGUUCAACGUCGAAUCAAACGGCUACUAUAUUGUGCAAUAUGAUGAUAACGGAUGGAAGGGUUUGAUUCAGCUGCUGAAGGAAGAUCCCGCUGCUCUGACUUCCAGUGACAGAGCCAACCUUAUCCAUAACAUUUUCAGUCUAGCAGGGGUCGGACUGGUAUCACUGGACAGGGCUUUUAAUCUGAUUGAGUAUUUAGUGAAAGAAAACAGCACUGCUCCAAUCACAGAAGCAUUGUAUCAAGUGAAUCAUAUCUACAACCUAGUUGAAAAGCGGGGACUGCAAACACUUGCUGCAAAAAUAGUGAAAAAGGUGGAAAGCAUACUUGGAGACAAGAUAAAGAAACAAACAUGGACAAACAGUGGGAGCCUCUCAGAACAAGAGCUGCAGUCAAGUCUGCUAACCUUCGCCUGUUCCCAUAACUUGGGAAAUUGCAGCAUCACAGCCGCUGAGCUGUUUAAUGAGUGGAUGACCAAUGGCACCAAAAGUCUGCCAACAGAUGUUAUGAAGAUCAUAUUCACAGCUGGAGCAAAAACUGAAAUUGGCUGGCACUUCCUUUUGAAAAUGUAUUCCUCUUUGGUUUCUGAAGAAGAAAAGCUCAAAAUCCUUGAAGCCCUAGCCAGCACAGAUGAUGUUGGAAAUCUGAUCAGGUUGAUGCAAACAAGCCUUGAAGGAAUCCAAAUUAGAUCACAGGAUCUUUCACUCAUUAUAAGAACUGUGAGCCAGACUUUGCCAGGGCACUUACUGGCCUGGGACUUUGUCAAAGAGAAUUGGAAACAACUUAUAAGGAAAUUUCACAGUGGAUCAUUCACAAUUCAGAAUAUUGUGACUUCAACAACUGGUCGGUUCUCAACAGAGGAACAUUUGCGUGAGGUGAAGUCGUUCUUUGAGUCUAAGUCGGAGGAGACCGCUCAACUCCGAUGUGUCCAAGAAGCCAUCGAGACAAUUCAGCUGAAUAUCCAAUGGAUGGACAUAAACUUGGUGAAUCUGGAGAAACUGCUGCAGUAAUGUCUUGCAGUGCCCUCAGAGCAUAUAUUGGCCACUUGGAAUGCUGCGACUCUUACUCUUUUUUUUUGCUUUUGCAAAAACCAGGGUUGGAAACAGGCAAUGCAACUUUCUUUGCACUGUGAGAGGAUUUUAGUUAGCUCAGGGUACAUCUCUUCCGAAGCUGGCUCUCUUUUGAGUGGACUGGACGUUGUUG
Molecule: messenger RNA, 3298 nt
Organism: Euleptes europaea (tarantolino)
Lineage: Eukaryota; Metazoa; Chordata; Lepidosauria; Squamata; Sphaerodactylidae
Product: leucyl-cystinyl aminopeptidase-like
Exons: 18
Coding region: 34-3105 (1023 amino acids)
Biological process (GO): peptide catabolic process; proteolysis
Cellular component (GO): cytoplasm
Molecular function (GO): peptide binding; zinc ion binding; metalloaminopeptidase activity
Source: RefSeq, a predicted model, not a curated record